AUGAUUCGGUCGGGCAACUUGACAACACUGUUUCUUGCGACUGACACGAAUGACGAGGAGGUGAACGAACUCGAGAAUAUCAUGCGUACCUACAUCCCGAACCUGAGGCUGGUUCGGCAGCCGACGUUCCUGACAGGCGAGGACUGGGCGGCAGUGCUUGCUCAGGCCAAUCUCACCCACAUGUUCACUGUGCAAGCCAUGCUCGAUAAGUGGGUGCAGUGGGUGCUGCAGUGGGUGCUGCAGUGGGUGCUGCCACUAACCGACCCAUCAGACUCGACUGCCGACCCAUCAGACUCAACUGGUGAGUGCGUUGGUACUGCGGCGGUGUGGAGAGGAAGGGGCAUGAAGGAGGGAGUGGAGGAGUGCACGUGGAUCAAGAAGGAAGCACUGUGGCGGUUGCAGUGGGUGCAGUGGGUGCUACAAAUAACCGACCCAUCAGAGUCGACUGGCGAGUGUAUGAGGAGAAAAGGGGGAAGGAGGGUGAAGCCAGUGACCCAGAAGGAGAAGGACGAGGAGGACAAGGCGAAGGUGGCAGCAGGCGUGUGUGACAAGACUCAGAACUAUGGCAAGCUGUAUGGGAUGGGACCUAUUGCGUGGGAGCCGCAGCCUGGCAAAUACGUGUUGAUGGAUUGCUACAGGAACCAGGUGAGGGGUUGGGAGGAGUGGAGAGCAGUGUAUGGUAUGGCUGCAGGCGUGUGUGACAAGACUCAGAACUAUGGCAAGCUGUAUGGGGCGGGGCCGAUUUCGAGGCAGCCGCAGCCUGAGAAAUACGUGUUGGUGGACUGCUACAGGAACCAGAUGAGCAACCGAGUGCACUGCAUGAACAAGUACCUCAUAGCAGCAGGCUAUCUGAAUCGCACACACACCCAUUCCCACCGCACUCCACCACACUCCACCCCUUCCCACCCCACUCCACCAGAUGAGCAACCGGGUCCGAUGAGCAACCGGGUCCGGUGCAUGAACAAAUACCUCAUAGCAGCAGGCUAUCUGAAUCGCACACACACCCAUUCCCACCGCACUCCACCACACUCCACCCCUUCCCACCCCACUCCACCAGAUGAGCAACCGGGUCCGAUGAGCAACCGGGUCCGGUGCAUGAACAAAUACCUCAUAGCAGCAGGCUAUCUGAAUCGCACGCUGGUCGUGCCUCUGCAUGCUGACAAGAUCAGCCGCAAUUAG
Molecule: messenger RNA, 1179 nt
Organism: Closterium sp. Naga37s-1
Lineage: Eukaryota; Viridiplantae; Streptophyta; Zygnematophyceae; Desmidiales; Closteriaceae
Source: the annotation of a GenBank genome assembly